Eurypyga helias (sunbittern) is the source of this 2767-nucleotide messenger RNA. RefSeq names its product testis expressed 14 (gene TEX14). The record is from RefSeq and is a predicted model, not a curated record. Gene Ontology annotation, molecular function: protein kinase activity; ATP binding; protein binding. The annotation marks the transcript as partial. Gene Ontology annotation, biological process: mitotic spindle assembly checkpoint signaling; protein phosphorylation; mitotic sister chromatid separation. Gene Ontology annotation, cellular component: kinetochore; midbody; intercellular bridge. NCBI's taxonomy places the organism in Eukaryota, Metazoa, Chordata, Aves, Eurypygiformes, Eurypygidae. The transcript has 15 exons.
GGUGACUCUCCGGAAGCCGAGCUGCAUGAAUACGUCAGGCAGGGAAACUCUGUGAAAGUGAAGAAGCUUCUGGGAAAAGGCGUUUUUGUUGAUGCUGUAAAUUCCAUGGGCCAAACGUCUCUCUUCACUGCUGCGCUGCUAGGUCUUGGUAAAAUAGUGGAUGCGCUGUUGGAUUAUGGCUCAGAUGCUAACCAUCGCUGUUACGAUGGAAGCACCCCAGUCCAUGCAGCUGCGUUCUCAGGCAAUCAGUGGAUUCUUAGCAGGUUGCUGGAUGAAGGAGGUGAUCUGCGAGUACAUGAUAAAGAUGGAAAAACUCCACAGUAUUGGGCUAUGUCAGCUGGAAAUAAAAGCAGUGCUAAGAUGCUGGAAUUUAUAGAGCGUUGUACAUUCCACAUGCAGGCUGCCAUUCAAAAUUUUCACUCUGAUCUACUCAGGAAGGCUGGCUCAUCAAAAAUGCUGGUCUGCAGUCCAUCGAGGUUUGGUGGUCUUGUUCAAGGAAACGUUGACAGCCCUCUGGGUAGAUUUCUAAAAGGUGGAGCCACUGCAGCCAAGACCAUUUACAGCUUUGGUUUUGGGAAGUUUUGUCUUGCAGGCAGUGGGCGCCUAGGGUACUUGGCAUCUCUCCCUGUUAUUGGGGAAAAGGACGUGGUUCAGGCAGAUGAUGAACCAACAUUCUGUUACCAUGUUGGACCCUACAUGAUCAUGACAAACUUAAUGUGGGGCAGCAGCAGAGUUACAGUGAAGGAACUGAGCUUUAAGCCCCAUCAGAACUGUAGUCAACAGCGCUUAGCUGAUCUUCUCAUUGCAGAGCAGGAACAUAGUAGUAAACUCCAUCAUCCUCAUUUGCUGCAGUUGAUGUCUGUUUGUCUGUCUAGUGACUUGAAGAAAACCCGUUUAGUCUAUGAAAGGGUUAACUUUGGUUCCCUGUACAGCAUCCUUCAUGAAAGGCAUACAGAAUUCCCAGUGCUGCACAUAGAGACGAUUUUGCAUGUGCUGCUUCAGAUUAAUGAUGCUUUGCGGUUUUUACACUCCCAUGGAUUUAUCCACCGUUCAGUUACCUCCUAUGCUAUUCAAAUGGUUUCUUCUGGUGUGGCAAAGCUGUGCAACUUGGAAUACAUGAUAGAGAGCAAAGAUGGUGGAGAACACAGUGAUCUGACACGUAUUCCUGUCCCAGUCCAGCUGUAUAAGUGGUGCUCUCCUGAAGUGAUCCUUGAAAAAGUUGUUACAGUCAGAUCUGAUAUUUACAGCUUCUGUACAGUAGUGCAGGAGGCCUUGACAGAGACCCCUCCCUGGAAAGGUGUUGAAGAUUCAGUUAUUAAACAGCUCAUCAUUUCGGGCCAAGAGUUAGAAGCAGAUGUCAGACUUCCUAUGCCCUACUACGGUAUCAUAAAGUCAGGGCUGGAACCUAAACAGAAGAACCGUUCCACGAAACUUCACGAUAUUCGACAUAUACUGGAAAAUGACUUAAAGGACUUAACUAAGUCUCAAACCGGUCCCGCUGAUGAACUGUCAAAAGCACAGAGGCCUGCUGCUUUUGCAGGUGUGGACAUCUGCUUGGCCUCAGCUUUUCGGUACCACGAGAGAACAGAGGAAUUGCAGGGAAGAGAGAUAACAGAGGCUGACACCUCUACUGACCCAAGAUACUCUCGUUUUCCUGAGGAGAAUAGUGCUUUAGGGGACCAAGCGGCAGCAACCAGCCUACAGCCAGUUGCUCAGGACAAAGAUCGUGAUGCGAGUUCUGAACUCCAGGCAACCCUCAGUGUCAGUGAUGCGGAUGACAGCCUCUCUAGCUUUGAAGUCAAUGAAAUACUCGCUAGUUACCCAGAACUUUGUGAAGACUUCCUGGAAGAAGGAAGUGGGUUAGGUCAAACCAUGAAGGAUGAAAAAAGGCAGCAAGAGGAAGAAGAUAAAGCUUCCUUCAGGGAAAUGUAUGCAUCCCCUGGAGUGCACUGUGAGGAAAAGCCAGUUCAUGAGGAAGGUGGCUUUUCAGAAUCGAGUACAGAGUUCAGUACGGAAGAGGAGGAGAGGAUAAGUGAGACCUCUGACCCAUGCAUGCAGGUGAGAGAUGCUGGAAGAAGAGCAAGUAGUCUGUCCCAGAACAUGGAGCACAUCUUCAGCAGGUGUAUCCUUGAUGUGAAGAUUCUCCAGAGCAUGUGUCAGCAGGCAGCAGAUUCCCUGUGCAGAACAGAGGAGAAGCUGGACAAAUCAGAGGCCACCGAAAUGCAAAAGCUUUCUCAGCAAGGUUUUCAAGAAGGACACUGGAACAGAUCUGAUGAUGCUUCCCAAAAUGCCAAUAACACUUUUUCUGGAGUUAAUACUUUUUUAUGGAAGGCUAUAGGUCCACCAUCAAGAGACUAUAUUCCACCAGUGGUAAUAUGUCAGGCCCAAGGAGGAUUGAGUGGAGAGAGUUUCCGAGUUGUUUCAAAAACAGGAAAGGAAAUGUUGGCAAUUGAAAAUGAAAAGUGGAAGUGCUUUCAUGAGCUGAGUAAGAGUAAAAACGAAAACGCCUCUCGUGAUCUCGGCUUCAGUGUGGUGAACAGCCUGGAUGAUCAAGUGAGACUGGGCCAUGAGGUAAAUCAGCAUUUACUCCCAUGUGUAUCUGUAAGAUGCAAAAAACAGUUCAACUUGCAGUGUCAGAGAGGAGAUGAUUCACAUUCUGCAGCAAGUGGAAGUGAAGAAGAGAGGUGGUGUUACCGGAAAUCGGGGCCCAAAAUCUGCAGCACAGCAGUGAGGGAGGAGAGAAGGCUGAUGCAACCGGAAUGGCAGA